This is a messenger RNA of Phoenix dactylifera (date palm), 3327 nucleotides long. Its product is annotated as copper-transporting ATPase HMA5. Gene Ontology annotation, biological process: monoatomic cation transport. NCBI's taxonomy places the organism in Eukaryota, Viridiplantae, Streptophyta, Magnoliopsida, Arecales, Arecaceae. Gene Ontology annotation, molecular function: ATP hydrolysis activity; ATPase-coupled monoatomic cation transmembrane transporter activity; copper ion binding. Gene Ontology annotation, cellular component: membrane. The record is from RefSeq and is a predicted model, not a curated record.
AAAUUUUGAUUCAAAUACUGGCGGUGCGUUGGAGGCAAGCAAAGGGAAGGGGAGCGAGAGAGAGCGAGAGAGAGAGCGAGAGAGAGAGAAUGGCGAGUAGAAUCUUCUUUUUGUCGUGCCUCCGCGCCGACGGCUCGUACCGGAGCCUCUCGCCGCGGCCGCACUACCCGUCGAUGCCGAAAUACCCGAAGGGGGCAAAGGCCUCGGCCGCGGCGAAUGGCGGCGGCGACGACUCCGGGGCGACGCCGCAGGAGGAGGAGGACGAGCAGGAGAAGAAGGUGGCGCUAUUCUCCGUGCUCGGUAUGACCUGUGGGGCCUGUGCCGGAUCGGUCGAGAAGGCGAUCAAGCGGCUGCCGGGUAUCCACGAUGCGGCCGUCGACGUUCUCAACGCCAGGGUCCAAGUCAUCUUCUAUCCCGCCUUCGUCUCUGAGGAUACAAUUAGAGAAACUAUUGAUGAUGCUGGAUUUGAAGCUGCACUAAUCAAAGAGGAGGUUAAAGAAAAGCCUACUCUAAUAUGUAGAUUGCGCAUAAAAGGAAUGACUUGUACAUCUUGCUCAAGUACCAUUGAAUCUGCUUUGCAAGCUAUUGCUGGUGUACGGAAAGCUUUAGUAGCCUUGGCAACUGAAGAAGCAGAGAUCUGCUAUGAUCCUAAGCUUGUAAGCCCCACCCAGCUAAUGGAGGUAGUUAAAGACACCGGUUUUGAAUCUAUACUUAUUACCACAGGGGAAGAUAGGAAUAGAGUAGAGCUCAGAGUUGAUGGAGAACUUGAUGGAAGAUCUAUGUCUAUGGUUAAAAAUUCUCUACAAGCACUCCCUGGAGUUGAAGAUGUAAACAUUGAUCCUGCACUUCACAAAGUUACUGUAUCUUACAAGUCAGAUCAGACAGGUCCUCGGAACUUCAUUGAAAUUAUUGAAUCAACGGGGUCUGGGCGUCUCAGGGCAUCACUAUACCCAGAAGGAGGGGGAAGGGAACUUCACAAGCAUGAGGAGAUAAAGCAGUACUAUCGAUCUUUUCUUUGGAGUUUGGUAUUCGCAAUCCCAGUGUUUCUCACUUCUAUGGUGUUUAUGUAUAUACCAGGAAUCAAGCAUGGACUAGAUAAGAAAGUUGUAAACAUGUUGAGCAUUGGAGAGCUUCUGAGAUGGAUUUUAUCUACCCCGGUCCAGUUUAUAAUCGGCAGAAGGUUUUACACCGGUGCUUACAAAGCGUUGAGACAUGGAUCUGCUAAUAUGGAUGUGUUGGUUGCCCUUGGCACGAAUGCUGCAUACUUUUAUUCAAUCUACUCAGUGCUCAGAGCAGCAACUUCACAAAAUUUCAAGGGGACUGAUUUUUUUGAAACAAGUUCAAUGCUUAUCUCGUUCAUCCUUCUGGGAAAGUAUCUUGAGAUCUUGGCCAAGGGUAAAACAUCAGAGGCCAUCGCCAAACUCAUGGAUUUGGCACCAGAAACUGCAACACUUUUAACUUAUGACAAUGAAGGAAAUGUCAUAAAUGAAAAAGAGAUUGAUAGUCGACUAAUACAAAAGAACGAUGUGAUUAAAGUAAUACCUGGUGGGAAGGUAGCUUCGGAUGGUUUUGUUAUAUGGGGUCAGAGCUAUGUCAAUGAGAGCAUGAUAACGGGGGAAUCACGACCUGUUGGAAAGAGGAAGGGUGAUACUGUGAUUGGUGGGACUGUGAAUGAAAAUGGUGUGUUGCAUGUACAGGCAACUCAUGUUGGAUCAGAGAAUGCUCUAUCACAGAUUGUUCGUCUUGUUGAAUCAGCACAAAUGGCCAAAGCCCCUGUGCAGAAGUUCGCUGAUCGCAUUUCCAAGUAUUUUGUGCCUCUCGUUAUCAUUCUUGCAUUCUUUACUUGGCUUGCAUGGUUUUUAGCAGGAAAGUUCAGUAGCUACCCAAAGUCCUGGAUACCGUCCUCCAUGGAUAGCUUUGAACUUGCUCUACAAUUCGGCAUAUCAGUUAUGGUCAUUGCCUGUCCAUGUGCCCUUGGCCUGGCAACUCCAACAGCUGUUAUGGUUGGAACUGGUGUUGGUGCUUCUCAAGGUGUGCUGAUUAAAGGGGGGCAAGCACUGGAGAGUGCACAUAAGGUCGAUUGUGUUGUUUUCGACAAGACAGGCACUCUUACCACUGGAAAGCCUGUUGUUGUUAGCACAAGGCUCCUGAAGCAUAUGUUGUUACGUGACUUCUAUGAAUAUGUUGCAGCGGCUGAGGUCAACAGUGAGCACCCUCUGGCAAAGGCCAUAGUUCAGUAUGCCAAAAAGUUCAAAGAAGAACAAGAAAACCAUUUGUGGCCUGAAGCAGAAGACUUUAUAUCUGUAACAGGCCGUGGUGUCAAAGCAACGGUUGGAAACAAAGAAAUAAUUGUGGGCAACAAGAGCUUGAUGUUGGACUCAGGCAUCCGUGUCCCUGUUGCAGCCCGUGAAAUUCUUGCUGAAGCUGAGGAAAUGGCACAGACAGGAAUAAUGGUUUCGUUGGAUGGAGAAGUUGUUGGAAUAAUCACAGUUUCUGAUCCAUUGAAACCCAAUGCCCAAGAUGUGAUAUCUCUUCUUAAGUCCAUGGAAGUGAAAAGCAUUAUGGUAACAGGGGAUAACUGGGGUACUGCAAAUGCGAUCGCCAAAGAAGUUGGGAUCGAUACUGUUGUUGCUGAAGCAAAACCAGAGCAGAAAGCACAGAAAAUAAAGGAACUACAGAUGUCUGGCUUGACGGUGGCCAUGGUUGGUGAUGGAAUCAAUGACUCACCGGCACUUGUUUCUGCUGAUGUCGGGAUGGCCAUAGGUGCUGGUACGGAUAUUGCCAUUGAAGCUGCUGACAUAGUCCUUAUGAAGAGCAACUUGGAGGAUGUAAUAACUGCAAUUGAUCUCUCGAGGAAAACUUUCUCACGGAUCCACAUGAACUACAUCUGGGCUCUUGGUUACAACAUCAUGGGCAUACCUAUUGCUGCCGGGGUUCUUUUCCCAUCUUCUAGAUUCCGCUUGCCACCAUGGAUUGCUGGUGCUGCAAUGGCUGCUUCAUCGGUUAGCGUUGUUUGUUGCUCUCUGUUGUUAAAGAACUACAGAAGGCCCAAGAAGUUGGAUACUCUUCAAAUCAGGGAAAUCUUGGUUGAAUGAUUGAUGGUAAGUUGGGUGUGGCUUAGGAUAAAUUUGUGCAUAUGUUUGCAACCCUGGAGUGGUUGACGAGGUUGCUUUAAUAAACUGUGCAAAAUCAGACUGCUGUAAUGCUUGUCUAAAUGGAUAAAUGCUUGCAUGGUGCAAGUUCUUUAGUUAAUAAGUUACCUUCAUUCAUUCAUUCAUUCAUCUACAGCUUCAUUAAUACAAUUAUUUAUACAUCCUUUCCUUGUUA